Messenger RNA from Apis florea (little honeybee), 5186 nucleotides. It is a transcript of the gene Tps1, whose product is annotated as Trehalose-6-phosphate synthase 1. Gene Ontology annotation, cellular component: cytosol. Gene Ontology annotation, biological process: trehalose biosynthetic process. NCBI's taxonomy places the organism in Eukaryota, Metazoa, Arthropoda, Insecta, Hymenoptera, Apidae. Gene Ontology annotation, molecular function: alpha,alpha-trehalose-phosphate synthase (UDP-forming) activity; trehalose-phosphatase activity. The record is from RefSeq and is a predicted model, not a curated record.
UUACCGCGACACGGCGGAUUAUUCAUUAACGACGAAGGAAAAAAAUUAAUAAAUCAAUAUAAUAUAAUAUCGAUUAUGCGUUACUAAUCAUUUAUCUGUUGCAUAUUGACAAUCGAACACCGAUACAAUAUGUACAACUGAUCAUCGACAGCGUAAAUAUCUCAUUAGCGAAUUUAUAUGAGAAUUAUAAGAUAAUGAGAGAUAACCCUGAUCGUCUGUCAUGACACGCGACAUUGUCAUAAAAAGAGAGGGAGAAAAGAGGAGAAAAAAGAGAGGAAACGAAUAGUGAGGAUGAAGAAAGAGGAAACGAUAUAUAUUUACGUAUGGUAACGGUAAAAUGAUUAUGUUUUUGACAGUGGAAAUGGUAACUGUGUAGUGACGAUAAUGAUGGUAGUUGUGAUUGUGGUGAUGUAUACGGGCAACCGUAUGAUGUACGUUGGAUGACUAAAAGGUCGCGGCCCCGUCAUUGAUACGGAUGGAGAGAGCGCACUUUGGACCAAUUCCUCGCGACAGCUAACUCAAAUAAACUCAGGGGAACGCGGCGUUACUACUUCAGUGCUACUUUGGCCACACACCGCGGCACAGUCGCAUUGACCAAUCAAUUAUUCUCUUGUUUUCAUCUAUUAAGAGAUCUUUCUUCCUCUCUUUUUCUUUCAAGCUUUCACUCAUUACUAUUAUUCCUUUAUCCCGAAUAAAUCAAUUUGUAUCACGCAUUAUUUCCUCUAUUAUUUUUUCUCUCUUAUUCAUUAUCCUUUUUAUUAUUUCUCUUCUCCAUUCAAAUUACCCUUGUGCAUAAAAUAAAGGAACGAACUAAUUCACUGUGACUUAACCACGCACAGAUAAUCAGGGUUCACGAUAGAACGUUCAUUUGCACUACUUGAAAAAAGAAAUAGAGAAGAAACGAAGACAUCGGGCGAAAAUAAACGAGACCAAACGAAACUAGACGAGACGGAACAUCGGAACUAUUCUGCCCGCGAGUACGCGAUACUAAGCUGCCCAACUAUAAAGGAAACAACACAAGGAACAGCGAAGUGUUGUCUCUCGCGCGGCACUCGACAACGAGGAGAGACUACUAGUUAGACCGAACAACUAACUGACGCGGUUCUCCUUCAACUUCAGUUUCGCAUGCACACGUGAUCGCACGUGAUAUACGACACUUCGUAUAGAAUAGCGCUGUUGAACCGGUGGCCGCGCGUAUAGAACACGAAUUGAAGAGAAAGAGAAGAGACAUUCGUGUGUGGAGUCGCGCGACACUAUUAUACAUUCGCGGUGUCUUUUUUUUCUUCUUCCACGGAUUACACGGUUUGACAUAGGUGAUCAGAGAAUAUCAAAAUGUCUACAGAACCUGGUAGUUUCACCUCCAACGGGAGCAUGAUCGUCGUGAGCAACAGGUUGCCGUUCGUGCUGAAGAGGAAUGAAAUAACCGGUCAACUGGAACGCAAGGCCAGUGCUGGAGGACUUGUGACAGCAGUAGCACCGGUUGUCAUAAGUGGAAAUGGAGUCUGGGUCGGAUGGCCGGGUAUGCACAUGGAAAACCGGGAUGAGCCAAUUCCUGAAUCUGAUCCUAAUGAUCGUACGCCAACAGCAGGUCUUCUGUCUCGAAAGGUUGUGGCAGUACACGUUGAACCAAGCAUUUUCGAUUCGUACUACAAUGGAUGUUGCAACGGAACUUUUUGGCCAUUGUUCCACUCUAUGCCUGAUCGAGCGACCUUCAUUGCGGAGCAUUGGCGAGCGUAUUCCGCGGUAAAUGAGGAAUUCGCAGCAAAAACGGUCCGUGCGUUAGAAGAAAUCCAUAAAGAGCAAAAGAAUCAACCAAAUGGUACACCAUUGGUGUGGGUGCAUGAUUAUCAUCUAAUGUUGGCCGCGAAUUGGAUUAGACAAGCAGCUGAUGAGAAGCAACUUAAGUGUAAAUUAGGUUUCUUCCUUCACAUCCCUUUUCCACCAUGGGACAUAUUCAGAUUAUUCCCAUGGGCUGAUGAAAUUCUUCAGGGAAUGCUUGGUUGCGACAUGGUCGGUUUUCACAUUCAGGAUUAUUGUCUGAAUUUCGUCGACUGCUGCCAGAGAAGUCUCGGCUGCAGAGUCGAUCGUAAGAACUUGUUGGUGGAGCAUGGUGGAAGAACUGUAAGGGUGAGACCGCUUCCCAUUGGUAUUCCAUUCGACAGAUUUGUCUCGCUGGCCGAGACUGCCAGCAAAGUCAUAUCAACUAAUCAGAAAAUUGUAUUGGGCGUUGAUCGUCUCGAUUAUACCAAAGGUCUAGUUAAUAGACUGAAAGCUUUUGAGAUGCUGCUGGAAAAGCAUCCGGAACAUCGUGAGCAGGUUACUAUGCUUCAAAUUGCUGUACCAUCACGAACAGAUGUGCGUGAAUAUCAAGAUUUAAAACUCGAAAUGGAUCAGUUGAUCGGUCGCAUAAACGGUCGAUUUACAACACCCAAUUGGUCUCCUAUUCGUUAUAUUUACGGUUGUGUGAGUCAGGAUGAAUUGGCGGCAUUCUAUAGAGAUGCUGCUGUUGCUCUCGUUACUCCACUCAGAGAUGGAAUGAAUUUGGUUGCCAAGGAAUUUGUUGCUUGUCAAAUCAAUACACCACCGGGUGUGCUGAUUGUUUCACCAUUUGCUGGAGCUGGAGAGAUGAUGCAUGAAGCUUUGAUUUGUAAUCCAUAUGAAAUAGAUGAAGCUGCAGAAGUUAUUCAUAGAGCUCUUACUAUGCCAGAAGAUGAACGCACAUUAAGGAUGAACCACUUAAGACGUCGCGAAAGAAUCUACGAUGUUAAUUACUGGAUGAAAUCUUUCCUGCAAGUAAUGGGAUCGCUCGAGGAACACGAUUCUGUAGGUGCUACGACAAUGCAACCUGUGACUAUGGAUGAUUUCGAUGAUUAUUUGAGCAAGUAUAUCGGCGAUAAUCAUAAAUUGGCUCUCCUAUUGGAUUAUGAUGGUACAUUGGCUCCUAUUGCAACGCAUCCGGAUCUUGCGAUCUUACCACUUGAAACAAAAAAUGUUUUACAAAGGUUGUCCAACAUGUCCGAUGUGUACAUAGCAAUUAUAUCGGGUAGAAAUGUGAACAACGUAAAAUCAAUGGUUGGCAUAGAGGGUAUCACAUAUGCUGGAAAUCAUGGAUUGGAAAUUUUACAUCCAGAUGGCAGUAUUGUUCAUCCGAUGCCUGCUGAAUUGGAAGGCAAAGUGGAAUUGAUGCAAGCGUUGCAAGAUCAACUCUGCAGAGACGGUGCUUGGGUAGAAAACAAAGGAGCAUUAUUAACGUUUCACUAUCGUGAAACGCCUAUGGAUGUACGUUCUGCAAUGGUUGAACAAGCAAGGAAAAUCAUUGAACAAGCGGGUUUCAAAGCCUGUUCGGCACAUUGCGCUAUCGAGGCGAAACCACCUGUCGAAUGGAACAAGGGCCAUGCUUCCAUUUAUAUUCUACGUACUGCUUUUGGCUUAGAUUGGAGCGAACGUAUUAGGAUUAUUUACGCUGGUGAUGAUGUGACAGAUGAAGAUGCGAUGAAGGCGCUGAAAGGUAUGGCAGCAACUUUCCGUGUAGCGUCAUCACAUAUAAUUCGUACAUCGGCUGAAAGGCGUUUGCCGAGCACGGAUUCCGUAUUGACCAUGCUGAAAUGGGUGGAAAGGCACUUGAGCAGACGUAAACCUCGCAACAGUACUGAAAUUCCUUCUAGAUUCCGUCGCAGCAGCGCUGGCAUUACUAUGGAAAUGUCUUAUACAGCAUUAGAAUCCUAGAUAAUGCUGUAACAUUCUACGUUAUCAUAUCGACUGUGUCCUCGACGAGAAUUUUGUAUAUCAUAAAUUUAUGAUAUACUUAUAGAGUAAGGACAACUAAGCACGAGAGAGAAGAAUAAAAAUAAAAGGACAAAAGGGAAUCUCUAAGUAGUUAAAAUCAAACAAAAAAGACAAAAAAAAAAAAAAAAAAAAAAAAAAUAAGUAAAUUGUUUAGCAUAAUCGUGAUGGUAAAACACCAUCAGCUAAUAAACAAAUCAAGUAUCAUGCGAAUACUUUUUCUUUCCAACGAAUUGUAUUCGAAAGCUAUAAUUACAUUCAAAUAUAUAGAAUUAAUUUAAUAGAACAAUCGUACAAACAUAUAGAUAUCAUCAGCCAAAAUAAAAGAAAUCUUUUUUGAUGUGAAGCAAAUAAAUCUUUAUAAACUAUUUUUAAUUGAUGUAUCUCUCCGGUAACCAUUUAAAUGGCUUUACCCCCAUAAAAUAAAUUAUGAGAAAAUUACGGGAAAAAAAAAAAUAAAAAAAAUAAUGAAUGUUAUGUGUGCAGUCGUCAAAUCUCUAUUUCAAUCGUGAUGUGUGAAUAUAUACAUGUCCUCCUUUUUUUUUUUUUUGUAAUUUCAUCAUUCAUCGUAUAAUUAUAAAAUACAUUGUACGAUAAUAAUCAGGCUGAAUGUAGUUUUCGGCGAAGCGUGUUUCAUCGGAAACCAUAAUAGGUACUUAGUUAUGUAUAGUUUUUAAGUUCGCGUCGCUCAAAAAAGUAACAAAAAAUAUCCGAUAUAUAUUGUAAUAUUAUCGAAGUAACUUAACUUAAAGUGAUUUUAUUAACCAAAUAUUGUAUAAUUGCUAUCAAUUUCCGAAACAUGAAAUGAAUAAUUGUAACGGAAAAAUGGUUUUACAUUGGUACAUUAAAAAAUAAGAGAAAUCAUUGUAUUCGAAUUUGUAGUCCGCUUAAAAAAAAUCAUAAUCAAUUAAUAUAAUGGAUUUCAGUUUUGCAUUCGUAGAAUUUAAAUUAAUUUGUUAAAUAUUGUGUAUUUAAGUUAAAUUGAUUUAAAAGUUUUUGCUGUUUGUAUUUCAGGCAUAUUUUGUAUACUUUUGAAAUUGAUAAAAGUGAAUAACGAUGAAUUCUCAUUGAAAUAGAAUCAUGAAAUAUCUGUUUUUUAUAAAAGGUGUUUUUCUUUUUUUUUUUUUUUCUUUUGCGAAUAAGAUCUUUUUUUAUAAGAAUAUUGAAUGAAGUUUAUAAAUUUGUAUUAUUAAAUAAUCGACAUAACAGAAACGAUUUAAGAAGAAAUAUACAUACCCAGGCGAGAUUACAUUUUUAAUAUGCCAUAUCGCUGAUGAAAAUGAACUUUGAAAUAAGUGAUUAGUUGAUUAGUUAAUUUUUUUUUUUUUUUUUUUAUUUAUUAUUAUUCAGAUCCUGGAACUGUAAUAAACAGUGCCAAUAAAGUCCACAAAAGACGCAAUACA